GUCCCAGCCCGCGCCCAGGCCCGCGGGGGAGUUCCCAGAGUUGGCCGCUCCGGCCCUCGGGGCCACAUCCCUGCUGCCGGCCAGGCGCGGCCCGCGGGACCCCGAGAGCAACGCCAUGGCCCGGGAGAGGCCGCCCGGGAGGGGCUGCGGCGCCCUUCGCCGGUGUCUGCUCGGGGCCGCGCUGCUGCUCGGCCUGCGGCUCUUCGCAGAGCUGCGGCGCGCCGGGCCCGGGUCUCCCGCCCACAGCGCCCCGCCGGGCCCGGCCUGGCGGCCACCUGGGCCGCACCUGCUGCCCGCGCCGGGUCCGCAGCGCGGCGCCAGCAGGAGGCAGGUGAUCUACGUGCGCAGCGGGCGGCGGGUGCCGCCGGGGGGCGGCGGGAGCGGGACGCCAGAGCCGAGCUGCUGUGCCCCGCGCGGGAGCCCCCGCCGGAAGGGUCCCCGGUGGCAUAUAGAUCUCCAGCCUUGGGCAGGCCCUGCUCAGUCCCUGGAUGAAGAAGCCUGGAGGUUCCUGAGAUAUAUCAGCACCACCCAGAUUGCAUGCAAUCACAUGAAUACAGACAGCCUGGCUACUGACUCUAGUCCUACACACAAGCCCUGGUCAGUGUGUCUUGACGACAGGUUCAAUUUAGCUCAUCAAAUCCGCAACAAGCAGUGCCGCCUCUACUCCUUAGGGCUGGGAAGUGAUGAUACCCACUUCGAGCUUAGCAUGGCCAACAAUGGAUGUGAAGUGCAUCGUUUUGAUCCUAGUGUCAAGUCAGCUCACAUUCUGGAGAGUCAGCACCUUUGGUAUCACCGCUUGUCCAUUGACUGGCGGGAUCCCCAUCCAGCUGUUGCUGCCCAGAAACCAUACAGCAACACCAGAAAACUGGGAAGCAUUUUGAAUGAAUUUGGGCAUCACAAGAUUGACGUUCUCAAGGCAGAUCUGGAAAGUGCAGAAUGGAAAGUUCUGGAAAAUCUUAUUCUGGAAGAUGUUCUUGAGCAGAUUGGACAGCUCAUCUUUGAGAUCCAUCUCCACUGGCCUGGGUUUGAGGUCAGUGGCAGCGACAGUAGCGUCGUGCGGUUCUGGUACAGCCUUCUCAAAGAGUUAGAACAAAAGGAUUUCAGGCUUUUUUACAGUUACAAAGAUUUAUCUAAACCUCAGCUAUUCCUGAAGAAAGACAUUUUCAAUGCAAGUAGCUGUUAUACUCUGAGUUGGGUGAACACAAGAUGGAAAUAGGAUGCAGGAUGUCAUCAAGAGUGCAAGAAAAUAUUUGCAGAAUGGAGCAUGUCCACAAUUCUAAUCGUGAGUUCACUCAUCCAGUCUCCUGCUAGCCCAUGCCCUGCUUGAGGCAGGGAGUAUGUUAUUGUCUUUGCAGUACAUGAAGCCUGGUGCUUGGCAUGUGAUAGGGGUACAUUAAUACUUGCUAAAUAAAUGAACACAGUCACCCGCAUUUUCCCAGACUCUUCCUUCACCUUAACUUGGAAGAUGAUCCCCCACUCAUCUCAGUUUUUCCUAAAAUUCUCUAUGUAUCUAUAAUCUAUGAAUUCACCAACAUUGAAAUGAAAUUAUAUAAAUUUCUCAUUUUUACUAGGUUGGUGAGAUUUUUAAGUUUUUUGCCUACUGUUUAAAAUAGGGCUUUAAAUUUGAAUUUGACUGUCCUUUUUCAAGGUUUUUCUUAUUUACCUUGUCAAUGAUAUUCUUUACAAUCUUGUAGAUUUCAGUCAUACCUUCUCAGCCUUUGCUGAGGCCAUGGUGUGGCUUUAUAAGUAGCAAUACUUCUGAUUUCUGGGAACUCAAUGCAUUAAAUUCUGUCACUGAGUUAAAGAGACUAGACUAUUAAGAGCUUCAACUUGAAGGUGUAAAUUCCAGUUUGAGACCAAGUCUGAAGGCAGGAGAUCCAUGGUCCAGCUUGAAGACAGCCAGACAGAGAAUGAAUUCUUCCUUACUCUGCCUUAGGUUCUAUUCAGGCCUUCAACCAGUUGAAUGAGGUCCACUCAUAUUGAGGUGAAGAAUCUGCUUUAUUCAGUCUACUGAUUUAAAUAUUAAUCUCAUCUAGAAAUAUUCUCACAGAUACACCUAGAAUAAUGUUUAAUUAAAGAUCUGGACACCCUUUAGUCCAGUUAAGUUGACACAUAAAAUUAACCAUUAUAGGUAGGUAGGUAGGUAGGUAGGUAAAUAGAUAGAUAGAUAGAUAGAUAGAUAGAUAGAUAGAUAGAUAGAUUUUCCUACUGGCAUGUUUCGCCUUUUUCUUGACUCACAUAUUCUUUUUUCCAUCUUGUUCU
Cebus imitator (Panamanian white-faced capuchin) is the source of this 2262-nucleotide messenger RNA. RefSeq names its product methyltransferase like 24 (gene METTL24). The coding region runs from base 116 to 1216 and encodes 366 amino acids. Lineage: Eukaryota; Metazoa; Chordata; Mammalia; Primates; Cebidae. The transcript has 5 exons. The record is from RefSeq and is a predicted model, not a curated record.